Molecule: messenger RNA, 2429 nt
Organism: Paramecium sonneborni
Lineage: Eukaryota; Ciliophora; Oligohymenophorea; Peniculida; Parameciidae
Source: the annotation of a GenBank genome assembly
AUGGAUAAUUAAAUUGAAUAAAAGACUUUAUUCAAAUCUAAGUUUAACCACUCCACUCGCAACAUCUUUUAAUAGAACAAAAUUACCAAAAAGCAGAUUUUCAGGUAUUUAUUACAUUUAUAUAUCAAUCUAGAAGUUCAAGUCAUAAUUAUUCUCAUGAAAGAUUAGAAGUUCUUGAAACUAAUAAAGAUGAGGAUGAUGUAACUGAAUUAAUAUCUUAACCAAUAAAUUCUUGCUUUGAAAGAGUUCUAGAUCGAAAACAUAGUAUAAAAAGCAAUCUAGGAUCUAUUAAAGAGCUAUCUGCUUCUGAUCAAUAAGUUGAUCAUCCUCAAUAAUAAGAUUUAAACAAUGAAAAUGCAGAAUAAAAUACUCAUUAAAAUACUCAUUCAGCUAGUGGAGCACCUUAAAAUACACUAAGAAACAAAAGAAAGUUAAAGAGAUUACCAAGACUCACAGAAGAUAAAGAACCAUUAAAACCUAUUAAUGAAUUUCAACUUAUUAUUAUGCCUAAUAAUAAGUAUAAAUAAUGUUGGGAUAUGGCUUUGUUUUUAAUUCUUAUGUAUAUUGAUUUUAUCGAUAUAUAGUUAUGUAUCAAUAUUCACACCCUUUAAAAUUGGUUUCGUAUAAGAUGGAGAUUAUUUGAUUUGGGAUUACUUCGACAAUACAAUAGAUUUCAUUUUUAUGACAGACAUCUUAAUUACUUUCCUAUGUGCAACAUAUGAUGAUGAAGGCAAUUUAAUCACUGAAAGAAAAGCAAUCAUUCUUAACUACAUAAAAGGAUGGUUCUUUAUUGACUUAAUGGUAAUGCGUCACUUAACAUACAGUCAUCAAUUCCGUUUUACUUGAUUUUGAAUGAUACCUCUUAGAGAUACAACAGUAUAGCACGUAUGUCCAAAGUUCCCAAAAUCUAUAGAAUAGCCAAAAUGAUUAAAUUGGCAAGGAUGCUCAGAUUAAAAGAAAUAUAAUAUGUUAAAGUAAUCAAUAUCAACAUUGGCAAUGAAAGAUUCAUUCUAGCAUUUCUUUUACUUAUAUUUUCAUGUCAUGUUGUAGGAUGCGUUUGGUUUUUUGUAGCAACCUUGUCUGAAGAAGAUGAUUGGAUUUACUUAGAAUCUCACACUUUUGAUUAGUAUAUUAUUUCUAUGUACUGGGCUGUAUAAACUGUUUUAACAGUUGGCUAUGGAGAUAUUAAAUUCUACUCUUGGUCUACUAGAAUUUUGGCAAUCAUUUGGAUGUUAUCUUCAGUUUAUGUUUUUUCCUUUGCUGUUGGAUCUUUAGCAUCCUUUUUAGAUAGACAAGAUUAAAAUAAUUAAAUCUAUCUCAAUCGAUUAGCCACACUUAAAAAUAUUAAAUAAGAAUUUAAAAUUUCUAAAAAAAUGUUUUUAAAAGUUAAAAGAGAACUCAAAUACGGCAAAAGAGAUUUCUCAUAAUAAUACCACAUCUUAUUAGAAGAAUUAACACCUAUUUUAAAAAUUGAAUUAAGUUACAUUAUGAAUAAACAUCUCAAAUAAGAAAUUGGAUAUUUUUAAGAUAAAUCUUAAUAGUUUAUUUCAGCUAUUGGACCUUUGCUUAAACCAAUCAAAUUAGAAGCAAAUGAAUUUGUUUAUUGCACAGGAGAUCUUGCAGAAGAAAUUUAUUUUGUUAAGAGUGGUAAAUUAGCUAUUGUCAUUCCGGAUUAAUAGAAUUUUAAAUUCAUGAUGAUUAAACCUGGCUCUUAUUUUGGAGAGAUAGAUAUCUUAUUUUAUGGUGAAAAAAGAAAGUAUACAAUUAUGACAACUAAGCCAACUGAAUUCUAUGUUUUAUCUAGAAAAGACUUUAAAUCUAUUUAUUUACAUUAAUUUAGAGAUGAAGGUUAAAUCUUAGUGAAUGAAGCCUUGUAAAGGAAGAUUAUGAUAAAAAGUGCAUAUGAUGAUGCACUGACCUUUUUAGGAGAAGAUAAUUAAUGUAAUUCUCGCAUGAUAUCACAAAAAGUAAGUAAAUUUAAAGUUCUUGACAAUCCAACCAGUCCAUAAGUUGAUCCAAAGCUUGUGAUUUAAUAAAAAACUGAGGAUGAUAAUAUUAAUGAUGAUGGUUUGAUUCAUUUUGACAAGAUUUAGUUUAAAAAAAAAAUCAGUUAACUUGAAAAAUAAAUUAAAAUCAAGGAUCAAAUAAUUGCAAAUAUACAAUAAGAAUUAGAUGAACUAAUGAAUUAAAUCUAACAUUAAAUGAGUGAUGAUAUAGUAGGCAGAUUUAAAAUUACCAAAAGUAUGGAGGAAAUGAUGUAACUUAGAAGAUAAUUAAAAGCAACUAAAAAAAUGGAAGAUAAAAUCAAAUCAUAAAGAUAGAUACAUCAUUCUGUACAUUAAAACUAAUUAAAUCAAAUAGAUUGUCGUAAAUAUUCAAGCUCUGUUGAAGAAGCAAAGCUAUAAAAUAGUCUUUGGGACGAACAAUGA